Molecule: messenger RNA, 4107 nt
Organism: Nerophis lumbriciformis (worm pipefish)
Lineage: Eukaryota; Metazoa; Chordata; Actinopteri; Syngnathiformes; Syngnathidae
Product: ras-related and estrogen-regulated growth inhibitor-like protein
Molecular function (GO): GTP binding; GTPase activity
Source: RefSeq, a predicted model, not a curated record
UAAGCUCCUCCCCCUCGUGUGCGGGCUGCUUUAAUGAGAGCUGCAGUGCCAACUGAGAGCACUGCAAACACACAACCUUCAUGGAGCUGAGAGGACUCACAUAUCCAGUCAGCAUGGAAGCCAACAUUGUCGUGAUGGGCACCGAGAGUGUGGGAAAGUCAGCUCUUACAGUUCGCCUGCUGACAAGAAGAUUCAUAGGAGAGUAUGGAGACAUUGAAUCCAUCUACACUCACAGAUUCAUGGUGGACGGGAGGGAAACUGCUGUCAAUAUUUGGGAUUCGCCUUAUUCCGAGACGGCGCUCUUGGAGAGAAAAGUCCGGUGGGCCGACGGCUUCGUCCUCGCCUACAGCAUCUGCGACCGCGCCAGCUUCACCGCUGUCACCCGCCUGCUCCACGCCAUCAAAUCCUCCAGAGGAUGCCCGCACGGCGACAGGGCGCCCGUCGUGGUCGUCGUGGGCAACAAGCGCGACCUCCACCACCGGCGGACGGUGCUGAGCGAGGAGGGCCGCCUCCUGGCCCUGGACGCCGGCUGCCUCUUCUACGAGGUGUCGGCGGCAGAGGACUACCACGGCGUUUUGGCGGUCUUCCACGGCCUGCUGACUGGGGUGAAGGACGCCAAGUUGAGCGCCAAGAGGCCGUGCACGGGCCUCAAGGGCAUCGUGAAGAGCGUGUCCGCCGUAUUCGCCAGACGACGGACUGACUCCAUUUGAGACACUUGUUGGGGCGCCACAGACAUCUUUUACCACCAGAGCCUGAAGACACGAGGAAACAGAACAUUAAACACGUGACCUUUGACCGGACAUACUAACUCCAAAUGCAACAUGUAUUAUGGUUCUGUAUUUUGGACAAAUAUUGGGGAUCUUUCAGCCCCUCCACAGCCGUAAUAACAACAUUUUUAAUAAUGUUUUCCAUUAAGUUACUGUAUAGGAGCAUGUGCAGGUGUACCUAAUGCAGCGUCCAGUGAGUCGACAUGAACGAUAUCAUAAUGUGUACCUAAUGUAGCGUCCAGUGAGUCUACAUGAACAAUAUCAUAAGGUGUACCUAAUGUAGCGUCCAGUGAGUCGACAUGAACGAUAUCAUAAGUACCUAAUGUAGCGUCCAGUGAGUCGACAUGAAUGAUAUCAUAAGGUGUACCUAAUGUAGCGUCCAGUGAGUCGACAUCAACGAUAUCAUAAGUACCUAAUGUAGCGUCCAGUGAGUCGACAUGAACAAUAUCAUAAUUACCUAAUGUAGCGUCCAGUGAGUCUACAUGAACGAUAUCAUAAGGUGUACCUAAUGUAGCGUCCAGUGAGUCGACAUGAACGAUAUCAUAGGGUGUACCUAAUGUAGCGUCCAGUGAGUCUACAUGAACGAUAUCAUAGGGUGUACCUAAUGUAGCGUCCAGUGAGUCGACAUGAACGAUAUCAUAAGGUGUACCUAAUGUAGCGUCCAGCAUGUCGACAUGAACGAUAUCAUAAGGUGUACCUAAUGUAGCGUCCAGUGAGUCGACAUGAACGAUAUCAUAAGUUGUACCUAAUGUAGCAUCCAUGAGUCGACAUGAACGAUAUCAUAAGGUGUACCAAAUGUAGCGUCCAGUGAGUCGACAUCGAUAUCAUAAGUACCUAAUGUAGCGUCCAGUGAGUCUACAUGAACGAUAUCAUAAGGUGUACCUAAUGUAGCGUCCAGUGAGUCGACAUGAAUGUUAUCAUAAGGUGUACCUAAUGUAGCGUCCAGUGAGUCUACAUGAACGAUAUCAUAAGGUGUACCUAAUGUAGCAUCCAGUGAGUCCACAUGAACGAUAUUGUAAAACAAACGACUUUUAGUAUUUAUUGUGUAGACGCCAUGGACACCACACAAGUAGGGAUGGGUACCAAACUUGGUACUUUUAUGGGAACUGAUUUCUGUCGGUACUACUGGGUACCGAUUACUGUUGUUGGUAUCGGUACUGGUACCAAAAUGCAUUGUGAUACUUUUUGAUACUUUUCAAAAUAAAGAGGACGACAAAAAAUGUAUUUUAAAAUGAAAUCUUAUGAUACAUUAAACAUGUUUCUUAUUGCAAUCAAAGAACAAUUUAGUCCUUAAAUAAAAUAGUGAACAUACGAGACAACUUGUCUUUUAGUUGUAAGUAAACAGACAAAGGCUCCUAAUUAGUCUGCUGACGUAUGCAGUAACAUAUUAUGUCAUUUAUCAUUCUAUUUUUUUGUCAAAAUUAUGAGGGACAAGCUGUAAAAAUUUAUUAUUAAUCUACUUGUUCAUUUACUGUUAAUAUCUGCUUUCUAUCUGUUUUAACAUAAUCUAUCUACACUUCUGUUAAAAUGUAAUAAUCACUUAUUCUUCCGUUGUUUAGAUACUUAACAUUAGUUUUGGAUGAUACCACACAUUUAGGUAUUGAGCCGAUACCGAUUAAUUACAGGAUCAAACAUUGGUCAUAUUUAAAGUAUUUCGUAUUUUCUGGGUUUAUAAACAAUAAAAAAAAUAAAAAUUUUUUUGAUAAUGAAAAAUAUUGACGUAAUAAUUGUAGUAUCGACUGUAUACAGCUAUUGUACUUGAUAUCGUUACAGUCGAUGUACAAACCCCGUUUCCAUAUGAGUUGGGAAAUUGUGUUAGAUGUAAAUAUAAACGGAAUACAAUGAUUUGCAAAUCAUUUUCAACCCAUAUUCAGUUGAAUAUGCUACAAAGACAACAUAUUUGAUGUUCAAACUGAUAAACAGUUGUUUUUUUUGCAAAUAAUCAUUAACUUUAGAAUUUGAUGCCAGCAACACGUGACAAAGAAGUUGGGAAAGGUGGCAAUAAAUACUGAUAAAGUUGAGGAAUGCUAAUCAAACACUUAUUUGGAACAUCCCACAGGUGAACAGGCUAAUUGGGAACAGGUGGGUGCCAUGAUUGGGUAUAAAAGUAGAUUCCAUGAAAUGCUCAGUCAUUCACAAACAAGGAUGGGGCAAAGGUCACCACUUUGUCAACAAAUGCGUGAGCAAAUUGUUGAACAGUUUAAGAAAAACCUUUUUCAACCAGCUAUUGCAAGGAAUUUAGGGAUUUCACCAUCUACGGUCCAUAAUAUCAUCAAAGGGUUCAGAGAAUCUGGAGAAAUCACUGCACGUAAGCAGCUAAGCCCGUGACCUUCGAUCCCCCAGGCUGUACUGCAUCAACAAGCGACAUCAGUGUGUAAAGGAUAUCACCACAUGGACUCAGGAACACUUCAGAAACCCACUGUCAGUAACUACAGUUGGUUGCUACAUCUGUAAGUGCAAGUUAAAACCCUCCUAUGCAAGGCGAAAACCGUUUAUCAACAACACCCAGAAACGCCGUAGGCUUCGCUGGGCCUGAGCUCAUCUAAGAUGGACUGAUACAAAGUGGAAAAGUGUUCUGUGGUCUGACGAGUCCACAUUUCAAAUUGUUUUUGGAAACUGUGGACGUCGUGUCCUUCGGACCAAAGAGGAAAAGAAACAUCCGGAUUGUUAUAGGCGCAAAGUUGAAAAGCCAGCAUCUGUGAUGGUAUGGGGGUGUAUUAAUGCCCAAGACAUGGGUAACUUACAAAUCUGUGAAGGCACCAUUAAUGCUGAAAGGUACAUACAGGUUUUGGAGCAACAUAUGUUGCCAUCCAAGCAACGUUACCAUGGACGCCCCUGCUUAUUUCAGCAAGACAAUGCCAAGCCACGUGUUACAUCAACGUGGCUUCAUAGUAAAAGAGUGCGGGUACUAGACUGGCCUGCCUGUAGUCCAGACAUGUCUCCCAUUGAAAAUGUGUGGCACAUUAUGAAGCCUAAAAUACCACAACGGAGACCCCCGGACUGUUGAACAACUUAAGCUGUACAUCAAGCAAGAAUGGGAAAGAAUUCCACCUGAGAAGCUUAAAAAAUGUGUCUCCUCAGUUCCCAAACGUUUACUGAGUGUUGUUAAAAGGAAAGGCCAUGUAACAUAGUGGUGAACAUGCCCUUUCCCAACUACUUUGGCACGUGUUGCAGCCUUAUCAGGGCUGAUUAGUGGAAUUUCUUGCUUUAUCAAUGGGGUUGGGACCAUCAGUUGUGUUGUGAAUGAGAAGGUGUCACCAAACGUUUGGCCUGUUCUGUAUAUGUUACUCAAAAAGAUUCAUUAUGUAUUCUUAUAUAUAUGUUUAUUAAUUUGUGAUGU